AUGAAUAAUUAUAAUGAUUCUAUUUUGAAUAAUAAUUCAUAUAUAUAUAUAAACAAUUCAACAACGAUUGAAAAUAAUUUAUUUUUAUUAAUUUUUCCUAUUCUUUUGGUGAUUGUUAUGUUUAUUGGUGUUAUAGGAAAUCUACUUGUUAUUUAUGUUGUACUUAAUUAUGGUCGAUUAAAAACUGUAACAAAUACAUAUUUAUUACAUUUAGCAUUAUCAGAUUUUAUCUUUUUAAGUGGUAUACCUUUUUUUGCUUCAGUUGUUAUAACUCGUGCAUGGAUAUUUGGUGGUUUUAUAUGUAAAUUAUUUUUUCUAACACAAGGUGUUAAUCAAUAUACAUCAGUUAUUAUUUUAGCUUUAUUAGCAUUUGAUAGAUAUUUAGCUGUUUGUCAUUCACCGAAGUCUAUAAUAUGGCGUUCACGGGUUAAUCCAAAUUUACUUCUAUUAUUAACAUGGAUACUUUCAUUUAUUUUAAUGUUACCUAUUAUGGCAUUUACAACCACUGAAACUAGUUCUACAUUAAAAGUUUUAUGUACUAUAAUAUUUCCAUAUUCUAAUUCACAUUUACUCUAUUACAUAUUUUUUAUAUAUACAUCAAUAAUAACAUUUGUUUUACCAUUUGGUUUAAUGAUAUAUUUUUAUAUACAAAUUGCACUUCGUUUAAAGCAUAAAGUAUCUCAACAACAUCGUCGUUCACGUUCAUCAGCACGUACACGAAGAAAAGUAUCGAUUUUAGUUUUGGCUGUUAUCAGUGUACAUAUUUUAUGUUGUUCACCAUAUUGGACAUUUCAAAUAAUGGCAAUAAGUGAAUUAUUACCACAAACAAGUUCUUUACUUGCACCAAUAUCAAAUAUGACACAAUUUCUUUUAUUUGUUAAUUCAUCAACAAAUCCAAUUUUAUAUGCAUUUCUUAGUGGUAUAUUUCGUUUAAGUUUUAAACAUGUUUUUUAUUGUUGUUUAUCAACAAAUGAUCAUCAAUAUUUACAUGCAACAAAAGUUACAAAAAGAAAUUUAACAUUAUCAACAAAUAAAAAUAAUAUUAAUCAAAUAAAAAACCAAAAAAUACCAAUGAAAACACUAACAUUAAAAAAUAAUACAUAUCAAUCAAAUUUAAAUAAACAAUCUUUAACAAUAUCAGCAAAUAUAAAUUUAAUCGAUAAACACAAACGAAAUUUGUCAAUAGCACAAAGUGCUUCAGUACUUAGUUCUGAUGCAUCAUUUGUUUCGGAUUUUUAA
Molecule: messenger RNA, 1239 nt
Organism: Rotaria sordida
Lineage: Eukaryota; Metazoa; Rotifera; Eurotatoria; Philodinida; Philodinidae
Source: the annotation of a GenBank genome assembly